This is a messenger RNA of Camarhynchus parvulus, 2680 nucleotides long. It is a transcript of the gene TRMT9B, whose product is annotated as tRNA methyltransferase 9B (putative). Gene Ontology annotation, molecular function: S-adenosylmethionine-dependent methyltransferase activity; tRNA binding. The transcript is spliced from 6 exons. The record is from RefSeq and is a predicted model, not a curated record. Gene Ontology annotation, cellular component: cytoplasm; nucleus. Lineage: Eukaryota; Metazoa; Chordata; Aves; Passeriformes; Thraupidae. Bases 430 to 1797 code for a protein of 455 amino acids. Gene Ontology annotation, biological process: tRNA wobble uridine modification.
CGUCCGGGAACGCCCGAGCCCAGGGGCGGUGGCGCCCCGGAACCCCCGCGGCCCGCCCGGCACCGGGGAGGGGGGAGCGCCCCGGCCGGGCCGCGGGUGGCUGGCAGGGCAAGAGGGACAGCCCUACGGGUUGACUCCUAGGAGCGGCUGCCGUGAAUGGUAAUUGGAUCCUACAGUUAGGAGGACUCUAAGCUGUGAAUUUUAAGCACGCUGUUAUCUGUGUUGUGGCCUGAAUUAAAUUUCUAAGGAAUUGCAAUAAUGCUGCUGCAUUUCUGGGGUUUGGUGCUUUUCCUGCCACUGGUUGUUCUCUUGAGGCCUAAAUGCUCCAAGUAAGAUCAAUAGAGGAACAUGUUCAUUUCUCCCUGCUGGCAACAACAGUAUGCUUCCAAAGGAGAAAUCUGAAUAUUCUUGGAAAGUAAGCUCUAUGGGAUGGAACAUGAGGCUACCCAGCUAGAAAAGCAGCAUGUGCACAGUGUGUAUGAAAAUACAGCUGCCUACUUUAGUGAUCUGCAGACCAAAGCAUGGCCUCGUGUUCGGAACUUUCUGCUGGAACAAAAGCCUGGCAGUCUCGUGGUUGAUAUAGGUUGUGGAACUGGAAAGUAUCUCAGUGUCAACAGUCAAGUGUAUAAUCUGGGCUGUGAUUACUGUGAAGGACUGGUAGAAAUUGCAAGGAAGAAAGGUGAUGAAGUUCUGGUGUGUGACAACCUUAACCUUCCCUUUAGGGAUCAGUGCUUCAAUGCAGUCAUUUCGAUUGGAGUGAUACAUCAUUUCUCAACUAAACAAAGGAGAAUCAAAGCAAUAAAGGAAAUGGCAAGGAUAUUGACACCUGGAGGCCAAAUAAUGAUUUAUGUUUGGGCUAUGGAACAAAAGAAUCGUCGCUUUGAGAAACAAGAUGUAUUUGUCCCAUGGAACAAGGCCUUGUGCUCGCGCCAUUUUUCAGAAUCAAAUCAAUCUGGAGAGAAGGGUGACUUUGUCCAUAGUGCAAAAGGCCAAGACAUACACCCUGCACAGCUUGUCAUCUCUGAGUGCAGCUACCAAAACAAUCUGCAGCCAGAAGCGGAUUCAAAACAUCCCCGCGAUAUGGACCACUGCUUACCCAGAGCCUGCUGCAUGAAAAUUUCUGAGGAAGAAAACAGAUUUUACAGUGCUCUAGGAAGAUCUUUUCGCUCAUGGUUUUUCUCCAGAUCCCUUGAUGAAUCAGCCCUGAGAAAGCAAAGUGACAAAAUGAAGCACCUGAAACAUGAAGGAGCGUGGGCCAACAGUGCCGUACCCAUUCAGCAUUCACGGCACUGCAGCUUGGAUUUAGGUCACCAUGGGGCUCUGUUAAAUGAACAGAACUUAGAUGAUGAUGAUGAUGUGUUUGUGGAAAGCCUGUCUCUCAAAAAGCCACAGUGGUCACCAGCCACAGAUGCACUGAAGGAUUUAAAUUUAAAUGGAGGAUGCCAAAGUGUAGCUCAGAGCAAGGGGGACAAAGCUUCAUUUAUAAAUGGCCCAGUGGAAGACAAGGACUGCAUCUGUGAUUGUAAUAAAGAUGGUGCUGGUAAGUCUGAUGCCAGCAAGUUUUUCAAAAGAACUUCAACAACUGACUCCACUGACUCAGCUUUGGAUUCAGCAGUGUCUGUUGGGGACCAGACUGAUGCCAUGCUGGAUACAAAGGCCUUCAUGCGUUAUUACCAUGUUUUUCGGGAAGGAGAGCUGAGUUCUCUGGUAGAAGAGAAUGUGCCUGAGCUUCAGAUACUUUCUUCCUGCUAUGACCAUGGAAACUGGUGCAUUAUUGCAGAGAGAACAGGAACAUAGCUAUAAAGAGAACAAAGCAGAAUCCAGUGACUGAGGAUUUUAAGCUCUUCCUUGUGUUACUGUGAUUGUGCAGUGUGACAUGGAAUUUGAAUCUUGUAGUUGUGUGCCAUUCAUUUUUGAGUUAUUAUCUCUUAACUAUUUAACUAGCUAAUGCAAGCUCUGUAUAUAGGAAUGUUAAGUGGUAGACAAUAUUUAUGUUUUGUUAAACUUUUAUGAAGUUAAAACUGUAGAGUUUUAUAUUGCUGUUAGCAAAUAAUUGUGUUUUAAAAUAUACUUUUCUAUUGAGAAAUAAACCUUUUUAUAAAACAAGGAUCAGGGCAUCUUUUAUGAGAAAUAUCCUCUCAGUAGAAAGUCUAGUCUUUGUUCUUCAGAUGCCAGAAGUUUGUCACAUUGCUCCCUAUUCUUGAACUCCUAUAAAUGAGACAUAGACACUUUGUCUAAAAUUGCACUUGACUGUACACUGGUAGAGUGCAUGCUGCAGAACUGGGAGCAAGCAUGGUCCCAGUGCUCCUUAGUUGGGAGUAGAGUUAUUAAUGGGCAAAAAACUGUGUACCAAACAAGCUCUGCAUAUUCUGUCAUUUGAUGUUUGUAUUUGGGAGCAAAUGACAGCACAGAUUGAGGACAGUAUUUUUUACUUUUGUUUUAAAAAUAAUUUAAUUUGUUUCUCAGGUGCAGGUGAAGUUUUAUGUGUUAGCUCUCACAAAUACUAUAUCUUAAUUUCCUUUGCUGUAGUUUUUCAUUGUCUAUGUGUAUAUAAAAGUCAGAGGAAUUUGUGAGAGUGUGAGUAUUAUGUAAAGUUCUAAAAAAUCAAAUCCUUGAAAUACAUAUAUCUUUUUGAUAAGUCUGGGAAGCUAAGAUUAAAUUAAUAAAAAUGCAGUGCAUA